GUGGGUUUUUUUUUUGUAAAUUCUACAUUGCUUUCUUCACGUUGACGACGUCCCUCAUCACGCAUCUGUAACUGCUGGAAUCCCGUUUUCAGCACCUGAACAGCUCCCGGUCGCGAGCCUCUUCUUAUUAUCGGGCACAUGGAGUUCCUGAUGUGAUUGUGGGGGAUGCCCCACAAUCACAUUAUGCCUCCCCUCGAAGAUGUCGUUAUCUUCCUGAUUCAGUGACAGUCGCCUCUGCUGAAGGAUGGUGCUUAUAGUCCGGAGAAGGUGUUUUCAUCGUGCGCUAUUCUUUGAGAGGCGAUACGGGUGCGUGGCAAAGGCAAAUCUAAAGCUAAUCGCAACCUACACACAACAGGAUUUGAGCUUCCCUUGCCCCGAUCAUCGUCGGCGAGGAGGGAGAAAUUUGCCAUCAUCACCACUGCGAGGGCAAAGGAGUCACGAUCAUACUUUGCACAAUGUAGAGCAAGAAAACACAAGAGGUGUGGUAGGAGCCAGGUCCCAGCAGUGGUGAAAUUAUAUUUUAUGCUUGGAGUCAUAAAGUGUGGACGUCUAUUUGCAGCAACAAGCUCUUGACAUGAGCAACACUCAGGCUCCGCCCCAGGCUGGUGCCUCAGAGCUGGAGGUCAUCUCCCAGCAGGUGGAGGAGGACAACCAGUGUGUGGCUCCAGUCCAGCUGGUCAGCUUUGCCUAUAGAGACUUGCCUUUGGCGGCCCUUGACAUAUCCCUUGCUGGAUCACAGCUCAUUUCUAACCCAGAUGAGGAGGACAACAGAGAGGGGUCGAACUGGCUGAAGCCGUGCUGUGGACGCAGAGCAGCGCUGUGGCAGGUGUGUCUGCUGUCAGCAGGCUUCAACUGUUUCCUGGUGGCCUGUGUUAUCCUCGUGGUCCUGCUGCUGAUGCUGGAACUGCUCAUAGACACCAAGCUAUUGCAAUUUAACAAUGCAUCCCAGUUUGCCAGCAUCAUCCACUGGAUCAGUCUGGCUAUUCUAUCUGUGUUCUUUACUGAGACGGUGUUCAGGAUUGUGGUGUUGGGGAUAUGGGAUUACAUAGAGAACAAAGUAGAGGUAUUCGAUGGAGCUAUCAUCGUCCUCUCUCUGGCCCCUAUGGUGGCCUCCACAGUGGCCAACGGUCCCAGCAGUCCCUGGGAUGCAAUCGGUCUUAUCAUCACACUGCGCAUCUGGAGGGUCAAAAGGAUCAUUGACGCCUAUGUUCUGCAAGUUAAAGUGGAAAUGGAGCUGGAGAUCCAGCAGUAUGAGAAGGCCAAGGCAGUGAGGGAGGAACAGCUUGAUCGUCUUACCCAGAUCUGCCAAGAACAAGCUUUUGAAAUCCGGCAGCUGAGGGCCCACCUGGCCCAGCAGGAUCUGGAUCUUGUAGCAGAGCGUGAAGCAGCAAUGCAGAUCCACCAUAUGUGGGGUAAACAGAGCAGCAGUUUCCAGGAGGUGGACGGACUGGCCCCAAGGGCAUCUGCACAUCACAGUCCAGCAAAAGCUAGAGAGCCUGGAGGGCCUGCAGAUCACCAUGGUCAGGAUGACAUGAACAACUACAUCAGUCAGUACUACAGUGAGCCAAGCAGCGAUAUGGGGAUCCCAGACCCUGCCCGUGUCAUCACCACAGCCGCCAUUGACGUGCAUCUGCCUAACAACCCCAGCCAGCUUCCAUCAUCUUUAGUAAGUGCAGAUGCAGCACCAUCCAGCCGUCUGCAGCGCACUGGGAGCUCAGUCAGUGAAGCUUCCACAACCACAGUAUCCCACACCAGCUUCAGUGUCGGUCAGCACAGCAUCAGCAGCCACACGCUGGGCUCCAGUAUGGACUGCAGCUCCACUGUACGUGAGGCUUCCACCUCCACAGACUACAGCGACCAGCGUUGCUACCCCCCACCGUACAGCAGUCCUUUAGCCAUGGGCACACAGCCACGAGGGUGUCCCAGCGCUGUGGUGCAGGAGUUACUCUCCUCUCUUUCUGAAGACUCUUGCCUCACCCAGAAGGGGCUGGACCCUGUCAACCUCAAACCACCCAGCCCAACAGGUUCCACAAAAACCAGUCCUGAGCUGGAACACAGGGUUAACAUUUACAACAAGAGGAACCAGGAGAGCAGGAUAGGGCUGCACGCCAAAACCGUAAUCCAUCUGCAGGGUAAUGAGCCUCUUCUAGAGGAGAAGUACAGGAUGAUGGGCCCAGUAGAUACUCCAAUCAACCGCCUAUCCGAGACAUAAGAUUCUGCAGAACUUCAAAGGAAUUGCUCUUAAGAUCAGGCGCAAAACUUAAUGCAAACCUGUGUUGUGGGGAGUCACUGGCACAUCAACUGUGUGUCAAGCUCUUCAUAGUCCAGAAAUUCAGACGAUGAACGUACUGGAGCAGCAAAGCUCUUGGAGGACAGAUAAAGGGAGACUUGUUAUCACGCAACACUUUUCAGGAAUUGACACAAAGAAAAAAAAAA
This is a messenger RNA of Melanotaenia boesemani (Boeseman's rainbowfish), 2436 nucleotides long. RefSeq names its product transmembrane protein 266 (gene tmem266). Gene Ontology annotation, biological process: monoatomic ion transport; transmembrane transport. Gene Ontology annotation, molecular function: monoatomic ion channel activity; voltage-gated channel activity. NCBI's taxonomy places the organism in Eukaryota, Metazoa, Chordata, Actinopteri, Atheriniformes, Melanotaeniidae. The record is from RefSeq and is a predicted model, not a curated record. Gene Ontology annotation, cellular component: plasma membrane. The coding region runs from base 575 to 2212 and encodes 545 amino acids. The transcript is spliced from 11 exons.